GGACUUUGAAAGAAUCAAGACAUCAGUGUAUAAUCCUGUUAGCUGUCACUGAGCCUGGGAAACCCCCAUCUACUUCUCCACACAAACAACAUCGGCCGAGAUAACGCCUGACAUGGAUUCCCUGAUGUCGCUGGGUGCCCCUCUGAAGCAGUUCACCAGCUGUGUGUCAUGGAAACACACCCCCACCAAGAGAGGAGCCAAGGGCAGCCAGUCUGUCCGCAGAAGCAGCUUCACCCGCAGGAAGAGCGUCAGUAGGAGGAGAAGCCUCCCCUGCAGCACCCAGAAAGUCCCCGACUCCUGGCUCAGACUGUACCAGGAUGACCUGAAGAGAGAAAGGAAACGUCAGCAGGCCGUACUGGCCAAGAAGAACGCAGAGAGGACGGUAAGAACUCACUUCAGGAGCCACCACUGUCUCCCAAGGCAGAACACCACUGCCAGAAAACCAGCCCCAGUGAAGGAUGAGUCCUUCUUUGGAGCCUUCCAAGGCCUCAGCCUGGAUGGACUAAGGGCUUAUGGAGGGAAGAUGUUUUGAAUUAAAAAUGACAGAGGCACCCAACUGUAACCCCAAAAAUAGGGAAAGGAAUACUUAUUUGGCUACCCGUCUUCAUUUCUUUUUUUAGAAAAGUCUAUAUUGCUUUUUGUUCUUGCUUCCUUGAUGGUUGCUUGGCAUUGCACUUUGUAUUAGUCUGUGUAAAA
Anoplopoma fimbria (sablefish) is the source of this 696-nucleotide messenger RNA. RefSeq lists its product as uncharacterized. Bases 113 to 532 code for a protein of 139 amino acids. Lineage: Eukaryota; Metazoa; Chordata; Actinopteri; Perciformes; Anoplopomatidae. The record is from RefSeq and is a predicted model, not a curated record. The transcript has 3 exons.